Callorhinus ursinus (northern fur seal) is the source of this 1302-nucleotide messenger RNA. Lineage: Eukaryota; Metazoa; Chordata; Mammalia; Carnivora; Otariidae. The record is from RefSeq and is a predicted model, not a curated record.
CCCCUGGGGAAGCCGGAAGAGUGCAUUUGCGCGCGCUUCCCAAAGUCGCUGCAGCUCGGAGGACAGUGCAUGGGGCAUCGUACUCUAGCUUCUUUCCCGGCCCUGUGGGCCUCCAUCCCCUGUCCACGCUCGGAGCUGCGCCUGGACCUGGUUCUGGCUUCCGGACAGUCCUUCCGGUGGAGGGAACAAAACCCUGCGCACUGGACUGGAGUGCUGGCGAACCAGGUAUGGACACUGACCCAGACUGAGGAGCAGCUCUACUGUACUGUGUACCGAGGCGACAAGGGAUGGGUUGGCAGGCCUACACCAGAAGAGCUAAAGACUGUGCACCAGUACUUCCAGCUGGAUGUCAGCCUGGCUCAACUAUAUCACCAUUGGAGUUCUGUGGACCCCCACUUUCAAGAAGUGGCUCAGAAAUUCCAAGGUGUGCGACUCCUGCAACAGGACCCCAUCGAGUGCCUUUUCUCCUUCAUCUGUUCCUCCAACAACAACAUUGCUCGCAUAACUGGCAUGGUAGAACGGCUCUGUCAGGCCUUCGGACCUCGGCUCAUCCAGCUUGAUGAUGUCACCUACCAUGGCUUCCCCAGCCUGCAGGCUCUGGCUGGGCCAGAGGUAGAGGCUCAGCUCAGGAAGCUGGGCCUGGGGUACCGUGCCCGCUACGUGAGUGCCAGUGCUCGAGCCAUCCUAGAAGAACAGGGUGGGCUGCCCUGGCUGCGGCAGCUGCACAAGGCCCCUUACGAGGAGGCCCACAAGGCCCUCUGCACCUUGCCCGGGGUGGGCACCAAGGUGGCUGACUGCAUCUGCUUGAUGGCCCUAGACAAGCCCCAGGCCGUGCCCGUGGAUGUCCACAUGUGGCAGAUUGCCCAGCGUGACUACUGCUGGCACCCCACCACGUCCCAGGCCAAGGGUCCAAGCCCCCAGGCUAACAGAGAACUGGGAAGCUUUUUCCGGAGCCUGUGGGGACCUUAUGCUGGCUGGGCCCAAGCAGUACUGUUCAGUGCUGACCUGUGCCAACCCCACCGGGCUCAGGAGCCACCAGCAAAGCGCAGGAGAUCUACAGACCCAGAAGGCUACGUGGGGGGCACUGGACAAAGGGGUUCCCCAAAUACUUCUCCCCCCAUCCAGUUUUGUGUUGGGAAGGGGGCAUCCUGCAACUACCUCAGGGGCCAGGUGCACUCAAAUUAAGUAGUUUGCACAGCAGUGUGGGGUGGGGAUUCCCUGGAGAGACAGAGCUACCUAUGUUUUUAUCUCUUCCCUUUAUUACAAGAAAGAACAAUAAAAUAGAAACAUUUGUAUGGAAAA